Sinocyclocheilus rhinocerous is the source of this 3005-nucleotide messenger RNA. It is a transcript of the gene nlk2, whose product is annotated as nemo-like kinase, type 2. The record is from RefSeq and is a predicted model, not a curated record. The transcript is spliced from 11 exons. Gene Ontology annotation, molecular function: ATP binding; MAP kinase activity. Gene Ontology annotation, biological process: protein phosphorylation. NCBI's taxonomy places the organism in Eukaryota, Metazoa, Chordata, Actinopteri, Cypriniformes, Cyprinidae. Bases 1163 to 2452 code for a protein of 429 amino acids.
GCUCGCUGAUUGGCUGUACUACUUCAGAAGCGAAACGCGAUUGGUUUAGAGACCUGUCAAUCGGACUAGCAAUAGACGGGUACCCAAGACGGCAGGGUUGCGCGUGUGCCUUCCCAGGUCCUGGCAGCACCAUCCGGCGAGGAGGCGAGGACGCUGGACGCCUGUUUUAUGACUGCAAGGAACACUGGAUGUUUUUAUUUUGAAUUCUUCUUCACUGGAUAUACAUGCCCACGAUUUUGAGCGCGAGAAAGCGACACGCCGGAGAACGAGCACGUCGUUAUUGAUGGGGGAAAUAAGUUGAAGGCUUCGGAAGAAUGUUUUCCUUGUUCCAGGAAAACGGAUUGCUCUGCUGAGCAGCGUGAUGGGUGUUUCGAGGGGAUUUUGACAUUUGGAGAGGAUCUGGGGCUAUCCAUCUACAGCUUCGGGCUGGAGCGCAAAUGAAAACGGCAACAGAGCGCCAUACUGCAAAACAAGCUUCCCGGAUCGAUACAGUGUAGCAGUCUUUUCGCACGGGAGAAUUGCGCGUUUUAAUGUAAAUGUAAACAAGCUGGCGAGCAAGUACCAAAUCAGCAACGGUGGCCUGAUCCACGUAACUUCUGCAAACUGCAUGCAGCCCUGGCGGUGGAAACAGGGCUGGAUGAGCCCAAAAUGGCAAAUAUGAAGAAAUCUAAAAGAUGAAUGUUGCAUUUCCGCCGUAACUUGUACUAUUCACCUAAUUUCCAUUUCCAUACAAGCCCGAAUUUCGAGCGAAGCAAGGUGCUCCUCAUGCCUCCAACAUGAGGGAGAUUUAAGGCCGUGCGGAAUUGAUUUAUUAUGGGGGGAGCGCAUUAUUUUGAUUUGAUCCCUCUCUCCUUUUUUACCUUUCUUUUGUUUACCCUCCGCGAGAGGUUUCUUGGAUGUCCGAGAUUGUCAUUUUGCUAGUCUGGAACGUAUAACGCGAAAGAUCCUCCGAAGUAGGUCAGAUCAAAGCUGGAGAGUUGUUAGUAUGACACCUUUUCACACUCAUCUUGAUGUAUGGCGGACAUUUAUGCUUUGAUUUGACCCGUCGUUUGGCUCCAUGACAGCCAAAUGAGAGUUUGACAUCUUGGCAGCCUGCCUCUCCAUCUCGUUCGCCUCUUUGUUUUGUUUUUCCACCUCUCAUUUCGGGCUGUUGAGUGAGUGAAUGGCUCUGUGCGGAGCGGCCGCUGCAGCCCCAGCGCAAGUUCAAGCCGCCGCCGCGGCCGCUGUGAAGGCGCAUCAUCACCACCAACACUCGCAUCACUUACAACAACAGCUGGAUAUAGAGCCGGACAGACCGAUCGGAUACGGAGCUUUCGGUGUGGUUUGGUCAGUGACAGAUCCCAGAGACGGCAAACGCGUGGCCCUCAAAAAGAUGCCCAAUGUCUUCCAAAACCUCGUGUCCUGCAAGAGGGUUUUCCGCGAGCUGAAGAUGCUUUGUUUCUUCAAGCACGACAAUGUGCUGUCAGCUCUGGAUAUUCUGCAGCCUCCACACAUCGACUACUUUGAGGAAAUUUAUGUGGUGACGGAGUUGAUGCAGAGUGACCUCCAUAAAAUCAUCGUGUCUCCACAGCCCCUGAGCUCUGACCACGUCAAAGUCUUUCUCUACCAGAUCCUCCGAGGACUGAAGUAUCUACACUCAGCUGGCAUUUUGCACAGAGACAUUAAACCUGGUAACCUGUUGGUUAACAGCAACUGUGUGCUUAAGAUUUGUGACUUUGGCCUGGCAAGAGUGGAGGAGCUGGACGAGUCGCGUCACAUGACCCAGGAGGUGGUGACGCAGUACUACAGAGCGCCAGAGAUCCUGAUGGGGAGCAGGCACUAUUCCAACGCCAUCGACAUCUGGUCUGUGGGCUGCAUCUUUGCCGAGCUGCUUGGCCGACGCAUCCUCUUCCAGGCUCAGAGUCCCAUCCAACAGCUGGACUUGAUCACAGAUCUGCUGGGGACUCCGUCUCUGGAGGCCAUGAGGACGGCGUGUGAGGGGGCCAGAGCUCACAUCCUGAGAGGACCACAUAAACAGCCCUCACUUCCUGUCCUGUACACUCUGUCCAGUCAAGCAACCCAUGAGGCCGUUCACCUUCUCUGCAGGAUGCUGGUCUUUGACCCAUCGAAGCGGAUCUCUGCAAAAGAUGCACUGGCACACCCAUAUCUGGACGAGGGGCGUCUGCGGUACCACACCUGCAUGUGCAAAUGCUGCUACACCACUUCCUCUGGCCGCGUCUACACCAGUGACUUUGAGCCUGUCACUAACCCCAAGUUUGAUGACGGCUUUGAGAAAAACCUGACGUCAGUUCGGCAGGUCAAAGAGAUCAUUCAUCAGUUCAUCCUGGAGCAGCAGAAGGGGAAUCGGGUACCGCUCUGUAUCAACCCCCAAUCAGCUGCCUUCAAAAGCUUUAUCAGCUCAACAGUAGCUCAGCCCUCUGAGAUGCCUCCAUCUCCUCUAGUUUGGGAGUAGCUGAGGACGGCGGAGAAGAUGGCGUUGAUAACAGUGGUGGUGGACAUCCCUCCGGCAGCCCGUCCCGCGCCCACCCCUCGCCCUCCUGGACUACUGACCCCCAGACAUCCCCAAAACCUGCGUAGCAUUUCACUGGAGUCUAGGACUAGCCAUGUCGCUGAUGUGUGUGUGCGUACUGUAAUACUUACUAAAUGGAGUUUUAUAGAAGCAACCACUGCUGAUGAGUUCAAGCGGGACACGGGACGGGUGGGCAUGGUCACAGGGGGUCCGUUCGUUCAUACCCACUGCUCUGUAGUAGUAUACUAAAGGUUUGUGAAGGGUACGAACCUGUACUUUCGGCAGACGAAGUCGAGCCCUGUGGACUUGAAUGUAUUUUGAACAGCAGGGCGGCAGAAUCUGUGCAGUAUCCCUGAAGGAAAACUCAUCACGACUAUGUGUGCGAGUAAUCAUGCUUUAUUUAUUCAUGGAAACAGGAAGUGCAGUGCUUCAUGUAGUAUGGAAAGAAGGCAAGUUCCUCUGAAUCUGUCUUUCGUUCACGCUAGAACCAGGGUCG